Cydia amplana is the source of this 1674-nucleotide messenger RNA. Its product is annotated as G-protein coupled receptor Mth2-like. Gene Ontology annotation, biological process: cell surface receptor signaling pathway; G protein-coupled receptor signaling pathway. Gene Ontology annotation, molecular function: G protein-coupled receptor activity. Bases 31 to 1674 code for a protein of 547 amino acids. NCBI's taxonomy places the organism in Eukaryota, Metazoa, Arthropoda, Insecta, Lepidoptera, Tortricidae. The record is from RefSeq and is a predicted model, not a curated record. The transcript has 8 exons. Gene Ontology annotation, cellular component: membrane.
GAUAAAUACUCAGACCGGGAUAACUCUGCGAUGUUAGCAGCCGUUACGUAUUUGUGCACAGUUUUAUACGUAGUACGUGGAGAUGAUAAUCUUUGUGCUUCGGACUAUAAAUAUGCAAAUGAUAUUAAUAAAGCAAUUAAUAUUACGCAGUCAUGUAAUGGUAAAUUACCGUGCAUAGCCAAAUGCUGUCCGGUCAACCAGAUUUUAGCAUAUGAUGAAACCACUGAAUCAUAUUCGUGCUUAGACACGGCAAACGUAACAAUUUUAUACAACUUUACUCAGCUAAAUGACUAUUCUGAUGUUGUAUUUUAUGAGAAUGACGUAAAAAAAUACAUACGCGAGUCUACAUUAAAGCUGGAGAAUUUUACAAUAAUAUAUAACGAUGGUUUUCUGUUCAAUUACGUAUGUUCUAUAGACAUAGAAGAAUCGUUUCCGAAACCAAUCCAUAAAGUUUAUAUUUUAGAGAGCGGCGGUGCAGUAAUAAGACGCCUAAAUUAUUUUACCCAAUGGUUCCUCGACUUGUCACCGGGUUAUGUUUGCAUCGAGCACCAGAUCGGCUUACAGGCCGAUGGCAAAAUCUCGAAACCCGAGUUGGUAAUCAGAAUGCGGUUAGGUGGAAAAGAAGAAGAAAAAACAUUUGACAAAAGUACAUUAACUGCCAGUUGCAUGCUGGUCUCAUGCGUGUUCCUGGUGCUGGUGCUGGCGGUCUACGUGCUGCUGCCGGAUCUGCACAACCUGGCGGGCUUGAUGAUGAUGACUUACGUGUCUUCUCUCACCGCAACAUUCUUGAUCAACGCCGUGCAAAUUCUUCUUAUCAAUUACGCCUCCAUAUCGAAGGCAACGUGCGUAUGGAUAGGUAUUCUAGCGCAUUAUACUGUGGUGGCGAGUUUUACUUGGAUGAAUGUCAUGUCCUUCGACAUCUGGUGGUCAAUGAGGGGUUUCCGUAAGAUGCGUCAGAUCCACCGGCGCGGCGUCCUGGUGAAGUUCGGAUGGUACAGCCUGUACGGAUGGGGCGCUCCGCUGCUGCUUAUCCUCUUUAUGAUCAUUGUCGAGAACCAAGACUUAACUCAUCUGCCGGAUUUCGUUAAACCCAACUAUAUGCACGGAAUGUGUUUUAUCGGAGAGGAAGAACGGCUGUUGUACUUGUACUGCCCGGUCUUAAUCUUGACCUGCAUCAACAUUAUGUUGUUCCUGAUGACCGCGUACAACAUAUGGCGCAUCAAGCAUGGUGUGACUCAGCACAACGCUGGCAACAGCCGGAGGAACAAGAAGGAUGAGACCAGAUUUGGCAUCUACUUUAAUCUAUCACUCGUUAUGGGCCUCAACUGGAGUCUGGAAGUAGGAAGUGUCUUCAUCGAAAAGGACUCCGUGUUUUGGUACGCUCCAGACAUCUUUAACUCGCUCACCGGACUGUUCAUAUUUAUAAUAUUCAUUUGCAAGCGGAGCAUUAUCAUCCAACUCAGUAAAAGAUUCGGCAUUGAAAAUGAUUUUAUACGGAAAUGGCAGCCGGUUGACUCAACCAAUACAGAUAGUACGCGGUUAAACAGUAGAAAUAGAAGCAGCAGAAGAAAAAUCCUAGACUCUGAAACGGAUGCAAGUGAUGUUGACAAUCAAGAGAAAAAAUACUAUGUCGACCAUGGAGACUUGAAAUUGAAUAAUAAAGUGGCUUUUUAG